AUGGGUCUAAAGCCCCUUCCAUCCCUAUUUGUAGUCUUCAGUAUGGUUAAGUUAGAAGAAAGUCGGAGACACCUCACCCAGGGUAACCAAACUCCAGUUGAUGGCUUAGCUUUAGUCAUAAGAGGUCCCCAGACAUCAGAGAGCUCUGAAAGAAAAGGGAACAAGUGGUGCAAUCACUGUAACAAGAAAGGCCACACCAGAGAUGAAUGCUGGAAACUACAUGGAAAGCCAACCCAUGGGAAACAGCAACAACGUCGAGAUGGAAAAAGCCACCACGCCUCCUCUGAGGAAAGAGGCGAUGAUGGAGACUGCUUAACCAGAGAAGAACUUCAAAUGCUCCGUAAGAUGCUUGAAAGGCAAAACUCAUCAAAAAAGGUUCCCAACGUGAACUUGAUUCAGUCAAGAAAUUCUGUUAUUGCUCUUAAUGCAAUGGUCACUAGUGAUGAGACAUGGAUUGUUGACUCCGGUGCUACAGACCACAUGACUGGUACUAAAUCCCUCUUCAAAACUCUCAAUUCUUGCCAUGAGAACCUCAGAGUAAAAGUGGCAACUGGACUAUAUACUAAAGUUGAGGGUGUUGGCACUGUGGCCCUCUCUGAUGAUCUGGAAAUUCAUAACGUUUUGUUUGUUCCUGCUCUCACUUACAAUCUUAUAUCUGAUUCGAUCUUGGGGAGGAAGAUUUUGACUACUAAGGAAUGGGAUAGACUCUACUACUUUGAAGGAAAGGAUAUGAAGAAAAAAGGAGCAAGGAAGGCUAUGCAUAUUUACAAACCCACUAACCCUUUUACAAUGAUCCACACCGACAUUUGGGGACCCGCCAGAACCAAAACCCGAACGGGCACAAGGUGGUUUAUCACAUUCAUCGAUGAUCAUACACGGGUUACAUGGGUUUAUCUGAUGAAAGAGAAAUCUGAAACCUUACAAAUUUUCAAAAACUUUCACUCUUUUGUGAAAACCCAAUUCCAAACUCCCAUCAAAGUACUGAGGAGUGACAAUGCCAAAGAGUAUGUGAGUGGAGCCUUUAGGGAAUUUCUUGAGGAACAGGGAAUCCAUCACCAAACCUUGUGUGUCUAUACCCCACAACAAAAUGGAGUUGCCGAGUGGAAAAAUAGGCACCUUUUGGAAGUAACCCGAGCCAUUAUGAUGGAAAGAAAUGUUCCAAGCAUGUUUUGGGGAGAUGCGGUGCUAACUGUAGCCUAUCUUAUUAACCGAAUGGCCUCCAAAAUUGAGUAA
This is a messenger RNA of Neltuma alba, 1233 nucleotides long. RefSeq lists its product as uncharacterized. NCBI's taxonomy places the organism in Eukaryota, Viridiplantae, Streptophyta, Magnoliopsida, Fabales, Fabaceae. The record is from RefSeq and is a predicted model, not a curated record. The transcript has 3 exons. Gene Ontology annotation, molecular function: nucleic acid binding. Bases 1 to 1233 code for a protein of 410 amino acids. Gene Ontology annotation, biological process: DNA integration.